This is a messenger RNA of Pseudoliparis swirei, 1499 nucleotides long. It is a transcript of the gene cdc14ab, whose product is annotated as cell division cycle 14Ab. The record is from RefSeq and is a predicted model, not a curated record. Gene Ontology annotation, molecular function: protein serine/threonine phosphatase activity; protein tyrosine/serine/threonine phosphatase activity. The transcript is spliced from 13 exons. Gene Ontology annotation, cellular component: mitotic spindle; centrosome; spindle pole. Gene Ontology annotation, biological process: microtubule cytoskeleton organization; regulation of exit from mitosis; positive regulation of cytokinesis. The coding region runs from base 1 to 1401 and encodes 466 amino acids. NCBI's taxonomy places the organism in Eukaryota, Metazoa, Chordata, Actinopteri, Perciformes, Liparidae.
AUGAAGAAGUUGAUGGAAGUGAUCUACCUGAAGAAAACUCCAGAGGAGGCUUACAGAGCUCUGACGUCUGGGUCCAACUCCUCCUACCUGCCCUUCAGGGACGCUUCCUUUGGGAAUUGCACCUUCAACCUCACGGUGCUCGACUGUCUGCAGGGCAUCCGGAAGGCUCUGCAGCACGGCUUCUUUGACUUUGAGACGUUUGACGUGGACGAGUACGAACACUACGAGCGGGUUGAGAAUGGAGAUCUGAACUGGAUCGUCCCGGGGAAGUUUCUGGCCUUCAGCGGACCUCAUCCUAAAACUAAGCUAGAGAACGGUUACCCUCUCCACGCCCCCGAGGCCUAUUUCCCGUACUUUAGGAAACACAGCGUGACCACCGUCGUCCGUCUGAACAAGAAGAUCUAUGACUCCAAACGCUUCACCGACGCCGGCUUCGACCACUUCGACCUCUUCUUCUUAGACGGCAGCACGCCCAGUGACAUCAUCACACGCCGCUUCCUGCACAUCUGUGAGAGCACGGACGGCGCCAUCGCCAUCCACUGCAAGGCCGGUCUGGGCAGGACGGGCUCUCUGAUUGGCUGUUACCUGAUGAAACACUACCGCUUCACGGCAGGUGAGGCCGUUGCCUGGAUCAGAGUGUGCAGACCGGGCUCUGUGAUUGGACCACAGCAGAACUUCCUGGAGGAGAAGCAAGCGGCGCUCUGGUUGCUAGGUGACAGCCAGCGUUCCCAGAAGGCCAAGCUGGAGGAGAGAGGGGUGCAUCAUCUCAUCACCACCAUGGACGACCUCUCACUAAACUCCGCCCACAACAGUCUGCACGAGAGCGAGGCGGUGGACAGCGGACCGGUCCUCACUCAGGGAGACAAACUGAGAGCCUUGAAGAGUCGCCGUCUACCCCGACCCGCCACCACAGGAGCCCUCAGAGUGGAGGAGGUGAAGGUUCACAGCAGGUCGGCCUCGCAGCCGCUCAGAUGGUCAAUAGGUGGGGGUCAGGGCCCAUCCUCCCCCCUCAAGUCUUCCAAUUUCCCAGCAUCCUCUGCUUCUGCUGCCGCCAAGAGGAUUGGAAGGAGUCCGUCAGCAACGGCCUCCAACAUCAGGAGCUCUCGGUUGGCCAGCUCUCUCUCUGAUCUUUAUGUUGAGGAGGACUCCUCCCCCUUCUCUCCUCUGACCCCGCCCUCUCUCUAUCGCUAUGGUAAUGGCCCUCGCGGCGCGCAGCACGAGGUCAACAACAACAACAACAGCGGUCCGUACGAGGGCUCUGUGGCGCCCGGCGGCAGGCCGGGCCCUCAGGACUUCAUCCCCUACAGGAGCCCUGGGCCCUACAGUCCCCUGAAGGCCCCAUCAGGACGCUACCUGAGCCGCUCCAUACCUUCUCUUCAGUCCGAGUUCAUCCAAUACUAGAACUACAGAAUCCACCUGCGGACACAUUACCCACAAUCCCCUGUGUUGGAUGCUCAAAGGGAAACUAUUAAAGCAGCAGUGAGUGAAGUUAACGAGCC